AUGGGGAACUGCUGGGCGCAGUGGUGCUGCGGCCUUUUCUUGCGGAGAGAAGCGGGGCGGAUCCAGCGAGGCGGAGGAUCAAAGUAUUUUAGAACAUGUUCAACUGGAGAACACUUCACUAUAGAGUUUGAGAAUCUAGUGGAAAGUGAUGAGGGAGAAAGCCCAGGAAGCAGUCAUAGACCUCUGACGGAGGAAGAAAUUGCUGAUCUGAGAGAGAGACAUUAUGAUUCCAUUGCUGAAAAACAGAGAGCAUUUGAUAUGAAACUUCAGUCAGAGUUAGCCUUACAAGAGGAGAAGUUAAGAAUAGAAGAAGAGGCUUUAUAUGCUGCACAACGUGAAGCAGCCAGGGCAGCAAAGCAGAAAAAGCUCUUGGAGCCACAUAGACUACAGAGGAUUAUGCAGCGAGCACCAGCAGCUAAUAAUGGAGAAUAUCAAAGCUCAGUGGCAGAGGAGGAGUUUGAUUGUUCUUUGAGAAAUAUAAAGCUCCACUAUGAAGCUUUUCGAAGUAGCAGACUUUCAUCUGAUGCUACCAUUCUGACACCAAACACGGAGAGCAGCUGUGACUUAAUGACCAAAACAAAAUCAACAAGUGGAAAUGAUGACAGCACUUCACUAGAUCUAGAGUGGGAAGAUGAAGAAGGCAUGAACAGAAUGAUUCCAAUGAGAGAGCGCUCUAAAACAGAAGAAGAUAUACUUCGAGCAGCACUAAAAUUUAGCAGCAAGAAGACAGGAAGUAAUCCAACCUCAGCUUCUGAUGAUUCAAAUGGUUUGGAGUGGGAGAAUGAUUUUGUUAGUGCUGAGAUGGAUGAUAAUGGCAAUUCAGAGUAUGCUGGAUUUGUGAAUCCUGUAAUAGAACUGUCUGCGUCAGACAUAAAUAAAUCCGAUGCUGAUCAACAAGACAGAUAG
Messenger RNA from Emys orbicularis (European pond turtle), 906 nucleotides. It is a transcript of the gene AP1AR, whose product is annotated as adaptor related protein complex 1 associated regulatory protein. Gene Ontology annotation, cellular component: endosome. The record is from RefSeq and is a predicted model, not a curated record. NCBI's taxonomy places the organism in Eukaryota, Metazoa, Chordata, Testudines, Emydidae. Gene Ontology annotation, biological process: negative regulation of substrate adhesion-dependent cell spreading; regulation of Arp2/3 complex-mediated actin nucleation; negative regulation of cell motility. The transcript has 10 exons. Gene Ontology annotation, molecular function: AP-1 adaptor complex binding; kinesin binding. Bases 1 to 906 code for a protein of 301 amino acids.